AUGAACGUCAGUCGUUUUUGGUUUGUUAAUGAAACAGAAAAUAUACCGGCUGUGUGGCAUUAUUGUGCUGGUAUAUUCUCACUUUUAUGUUUAAUAUUUGGCAUAGUAGCAAAUGGUUUAGUUAUAUUUGUAUUCAUCAAAAAUGAUGUUUUACAAAGACCAAGGAAUUAUUUUCUUAUUAAUCUUGCCAUUACAGAUUUUGGUUUACUUGUAACUAAUAAUUCAAUGCAUGUGAUUUCAUCAUUUAACAAAAAAUGGAUAUUCGGACAGAUAGGUUGCAAUUUUUAUUCUGUUUGUGGUGGUAUAUUUGGUCUUACAUCAGUUACAACAAUGGCAGCUAUUGCUUUAACUCGUUUAAUAGCUGUUAAUGAUCCACUCAGUUCAUUGACACUUAGUAGUCAUUCUACUUUAAGUUAUCUUGUAUGUGCAUGGAUAUAUGGUUCAUUUUGGAUUAUGCCACCAUUAAUUGGUUGGAAUCGUUUUGUUUUAGAAGGUUUUGGAACAUCAUGUACAUUUGAUUAUGUAUCAAAAGAUUUAUGGGAUCGUUCAUUUAUUUUGAUAUUAGUAAUCGGUGGUUUUUUUAUUCCAUUUUUAGUUAUUAUAUUUGCAUAUAGUUUUAUUUUAAUUAAAUUAUGUCAACGUGGACGUCAAUUUCCAUUACAAAAUAAAGAUAAUCAAUAUUUAAAUAAACAAAAUAAAACCGAUUAUUUUAAUCAAUUAAAUUUACCAAAUGAAAAUCAAAGUCGUCAGAGAACAAAAACACAACUUUCUUUAAGUGAUGAUGGUAAUAUAAUACGACAUAUUCGUCGUACCGAAGCUCGUGCUACACGUACAGCAUUACUUAUAUGUACUGUAUUUUGUUCAGCAUGGGGACCUUAUGCUAUAAUGGCCUUAAUAUCUGUACUUGGCUUUGAUCAUUUAGUAAAUGUUUAUACAACAGCAAUACUUGGCAUGUUUACUAAAGUAGCUGCUUGCAUCAAUCCAUUGAUAUAUGCACUUUCAUUAAAUGGAUUUCGAGAACGAAUAUGUGCAUAUGUUAAAUGUAUAUAUCACUGUAAUAAACAAUAUCAUGAUCCCUUACUAUCACAUAGUGUUGAACUUAAUCGGAAAAGUCAUUUAAAUUUAUUGGAUACUACAUUCACUCGCAAACGUACUCAAUCUAACCUAUAG
Messenger RNA from Rotaria sordida, 1170 nucleotides. Lineage: Eukaryota; Metazoa; Rotifera; Eurotatoria; Philodinida; Philodinidae. The record is from the annotation of a GenBank genome assembly.